Macadamia integrifolia is the source of this 1041-nucleotide messenger RNA. RefSeq lists its product as uncharacterized. The record is from RefSeq and is a predicted model, not a curated record. The transcript has a single exon. The coding region runs from base 135 to 719 and encodes 194 amino acids. NCBI's taxonomy places the organism in Eukaryota, Viridiplantae, Streptophyta, Magnoliopsida, Proteales, Proteaceae.
AUGGUUAAAUAAAUCAAUGUUAAAGAGUAGAUUACCCUGCUUGGCAGAGAACCCUUUUCCAUUGAACGAAGGAUGUGGAAGAACAGCCAACUCAACUAAAGCCCUUACAUGUGCGGCAGAGAAAGCUCAAAUCUAUGUACAGAAGGAUUCCCGGAACAGCGGAAGGAACAAUCGAUAUAGAAAUUGAGAAGGAUAUAGCUCCAAUGGAAUCAGCACCAGAGGCUCAGCCAUUGAUGGAGCUGGUUGCAUCACUGGAACACGCAACCCUAAUGGCGAAACGGCUCCCAUCCACCACCGACCACUCUCAGAUUCUCCAAGUUUGCUCCUCAUUUCAGAACGCUCACAAUCAUCUCGUCUCUUUCCUUGCCCGCUUCCACUCUUCGCAGCCUCUCUUAGCCGGAGAUAAUUCCGUCUCUUCGGCCUUUGGAGAGGACGAGCCGAUGCAGGUAGGAGACGAUGAAGAAAUAGAAGCAGAAGCAGAGGGGGAAGUGGAAGUGGAAGUGGAAGAGAAUUCAAUGACCGUCAACAAGGUGGAAGAAAGAAUGAGAGACUUCGUUCUUCAGAACAAACGCCGCAAGCGCCGUCUCUCGCCUUCCUCGAUCGUACCGGCUGAUCAACGGCCCUCCUAUGAUAAUGGUUCGGUUCUGGAGCAGCCAUCGUUUGAUCCGCGAGAGGCUCGUCAACGAUCUCUGGAUCUUGUCUUCCAGUUCCAUGGCUGAUAUGAAAGUACAUAUUCAUGUUCGUCAGACGGUCAGAGUAACGAGAUCAACAGAAGCCUCGCAGCAGCACGUCAAGUCAAUGGCAGAGCAAAUACUGAAAACAGCCUCUUCCUUUGGUUGUGGACGCUUUUCGCUGCUUGAAAUGCUUUACUACAAGAGUUGUGUUGCAGUGGAAGCACAAAUUCAUCAUCGAAAUUUCAGUUUUUUCUUUUUCCCUUGCAUAGGUUUUACUUUUGUGUUGAUCAACAGGAAACCAUUGCGACAUUCUGUAAGGUUAUUAACGUUCAAGAGGUUAAUAUGGAAAACGGCAGUUAUUGAGCUU